Lolium rigidum is the source of this 314-nucleotide messenger RNA. RefSeq lists its product as uncharacterized. The record is from RefSeq and is a predicted model, not a curated record. Bases 56 to 289 code for a protein of 77 amino acids. The transcript has 2 exons. NCBI's taxonomy places the organism in Eukaryota, Viridiplantae, Streptophyta, Magnoliopsida, Poales, Poaceae.
CAGCUUAAACUUCUAAGCCUUCCCCGGUGCCAGUACUACAGAGCAGCAUACAGGAAUGGCGUCCCUGAAGGCCGUCAAGCCCGCCGUACUUGCAGGGCAGGCCAAGGAGCCUGCCAAGCUCAGUGCCACGGCGUCCAAGCCAGCAGCCACCAAGGAGCCAGCAAAGCUCAGUGCCACGGCGACCAAGCCAGUAGCCGCCAAGGGUGGCAUCAAGAAGGCUGACUCGAAGCCCAGGGAGACUAAGAAGAGGCAGGUGAAGAGCAGCAGGCCAGCAGCAGCAAAAAACUGAAAACGGCAGCAGGAGAAAUGGAGCU